Molecule: messenger RNA, 6672 nt
Organism: Gallus gallus (chicken)
Lineage: Eukaryota; Metazoa; Chordata; Aves; Galliformes; Phasianidae
Gene: TMEM86A
Product: transmembrane protein 86A
Exons: 3
Coding region: 69-782 (237 amino acids)
Cellular component (GO): membrane
Source: RefSeq, a predicted model, not a curated record
GGGGAGCGACAGGGCCGGCGGCACGGCACGGCUCGGCACGGCUCGGCAGGACGCGCCCCGCCGCCGAUAUGGUGUCCCCCGUCACCGUGGUGAAGAGUGAAGGCCCCAAACUGGUGCCCUUCUUUAAAGCGACUUGUGUCUAUUUUGUCCUCUGGCUGCCAACUUCCAGUCCUUCCUGGUUCAGUGCCCUCAUCAAAUGUUUGCCCAUCUUCUGCCUGUGGGUUUUCCUUCUGGCUCAUGGAAUUAACUUUUUAGUGGCACACCGGAGCGCCAGCCGCAUCCUAGCAGGACUGAUAUUCUCAGCAGUGGGAGAUGCCUUUCUCAUCUGGCAGGAGCAGGGCUACUUCAUUCAUGGUCUGCUGAUGUUUGCCAUCACACACAUCCUGUACUCCUCAGCCUUUGGCAUGAAGCCUUUGGACCUGAAAGCCGGCUUGAUGAUGGGCCUCAUUUCCAGUUCCUGUUAUGCCUUCCUGUACUCCUACCUCUCGGGCCCAUUCACCUACCUGGUAGCUGUCUACAUCGCCUUGAUCGGCUUCAUGGGCUGGCGAGCGGUCGCUGGCAUGCAGCUGUGCAAUGACCUCUGGACAUGGACCAAGCUCUCGGCCUGCAUUGGAGCAAUGCUUUUCAUGGUGUCGGAUCUGACCAUCGCAGUCAACAAGUUCUGCUUUCCUGUACCCUACUCGCGUGUUAUCAUCAUGGCUACUUACUAUGCAGCUCAGAUGCUUAUUGCACUGUCAGCUGUAGAGAGCAGAGAUGAAGAGGACUUCAAAAAGAGGAGCUAGGUGGAGUGCCGACAGUCUGCGAACAAUGUGGGUUAUAUCUCAGGUGCUGUAGCUGCAUUCACCCCUGAGAGAGAUCUCCAUUUCUCUAGGCAUAUUGGUGAUGUUGAUUUUGCUUCUUUGAAGCAUUACCUUUGGGGCUUUAUUUUCAAUGGCUUUCUCUGAAUAUUGCUUACUUCAGUGUGGAGUCCACGUCAGAAAGCUUAAAAUUGUCCCUGCAGUAGCUACUCAUUCAAUUUUUCCACCUUGGAAGUUCUGUACUACUGCACUUUAUUUGUUAAUCUUGAAACUGAUGCUGAAUGUCUGGGAGUAGGAGACCCAAUGGACAAGUUUGGCCAUGCACUGUUCUAGGAGACUUGCUUUCAAUAGUAGGCAGACAGGCACAGAUCUCUGCUAAAGCCAUACGUAAAAUGAAUUUAACCAGUGUUUAAGUUAGCCUGUUCUUGUGCAUUACAAACUCAAUACACAAACUGGAGCUAUUUGAGCCUCUGCUGAAAGGAAGCCUGUAGCUAUAGUGAAAACAUCACAUUCAGAUGAGGACUGAGCUUUGGAGUCAACAGCAGCAUGUUGGGCAGCCCCUAGCAAAACCUGGAUGAGAGCCAAACACCGAGCAGAGAGCCCAGCAUGAGGUGCACAGAGAUGAAGUGCUGUGUGCUUUGAUAGCUGCUGAUCAAAGCUCUAGAGCAAGUCUAUGGAGGCCUGUCAGCAUUGCCAUGUGCAGCAGAAAUAGUAGCUUGGUGGGAUUUUAGGGUCAUCCAGGCAGGCAGGCCAGUGCAUUCUUCUCUACUACAUGUGUACAAUUACACAGUGUCAGCAGCCACCAGUGACAGCAUGGACGCACGAGGAUCAUUGGUUUCUGUAGCAGGAGUUAGAGGGUGUUACUAAUGUGUGUCCUAUUUGUGUCUAAUACGGCAGAUAGGAAUCUAACAUUUACACCUUUCUUUCUCAGAAUUCUAACAAAUAACAUUCCAUAUACUCAUGAAACUUUACUGUCCUGCUGCUUGCAGCACUUCUGAAUGUGUGAGCAUUUCCCACGUGUGAUCUGGUUAGUCAGGGCCCUUAUUUUGACUGUAGAUUGUUGUGUUUUGCCAGCUGGUGGCUGAUGUUCAGGUUUGUAGCACUUGUGUUUGGAAACCCCUUUUCAGCAGAGCAUCCUGAAAAGCACAGUUCUCUGUGUUCAAAGUGCCUGCCGCUUCCUUCUUGAGCUCACAUGGAUGCAGUGAGAAUGUGGGAAAGCCUGUUUAAUUCUGACCCAAAUUCUUUACUUGGUUUUUCUGCCCAUCUGCUGAAGCAAGAUUACUUCUGACUUCACUCUCUUAAAAAGAUGAGAAAGAGGUUGCCCUGGUUUUUUUGUUGUUGUUGUUGUUUUUAAUACCAGACUGAUUUGUGAUCGUAUGUGUAUUUUCUCCUCUUAUUUAGGACAUCUGACAGCAAGCUACAUUUCCAUUUGAAUCUCACUCGAAUGUGCUCUUUCCCUCUGUCCAUCCUAAAGUUGUUACUAUGGGCGGAGAUGCUCUCCCACUUGUUGUAAAGACACAACCAGCUCAUCCAGGUGCAAAGGAAGUUGCUAAGGGUUCCUGCAAAUCUUCAACCUGUGGCCAAAAAGGGAUGACCAAAAUAGACUGCACGUGACCCAAAUCCAUGCAGGUCCUAAUAAACCCGUGCAUUCUUUUGUAUGGCAGAGUGAACAGGAGGGGCAGCCUUCCAGAUUGUCCUCAUGGGUUGAAAACCACCGUGGUUGCCAUACCUCACAUGCCCAGACCAUUCCAGGCAAAAGCCUGGCACUGAGUCCCUGGCACCGAGUCCCUGGCACCAUCAGCAGAGCAGAGGAAUUCCUCUUUCCAGGGAGGGCAGCUGGGGUCAGGGGCCAGCUGAGGAAACAUCCUUAGCUUUUCCGUUGGUGCUGAGAGGUGUUAAGUGACUCUCCUGUUCCUCUCCAGCCUUCUGUGUUGGGACUGGGCGUAGAACAGGCAUUGCCUGCCCACAGUUGGUGCAUCAGCGCCAAUGCAACCAGUAUUACAAAAAUCUAGGUUAACCAUCCUGACCCCAUGGAAUCAUCUACUGCUUUUCAGAGAGAUCAGAAAGGUCAGCUGCGUUGUUGAGAGGGAAAGCAUUGUAAAUAGCACAGUCCGGUUUAAUCUCUUCCCUUUAAUGCUGUUGUGUAAUACUGUCAGUAUUCAUUCACCAGUGCGCUGGGGUCUGCCUGGAGUAAACUGCUAAGGGAAUUUAGAGCCAUAAAACAUCUUCAUUCAUCAGCAUUGCUUAUCUCCUGGCCGCAGCUUGAACCCUGCAGUGUAGCUCUUUGCAGAUGUCAGCUGCUGUUACUAAGCUUAACUGUUUGCAAAUCUCUUUCUGCAAAGGACUGACCCAGCUAAGAGGAAAUGUGAGCAUUUGGGGUGAACCCCACCAUUCUCCCAGCACAUAAGAGCAUGUUUCAGUCUGGGUCAGCUCAGUACGCUCAAUCUUUAUUCUGGCAGUUCUUCAGAGAAACUCCCUGUGCCCUGAGCUACCCAGGUGACCUCAAGAGGUCUCUUCCAACCUCAGCCAUUUUGUGAUUCUCUGAUUUAAAAUUAGAAUUUCAAUCCGAACCAUUAUAUCUUUCUUUCCCUUUAGAAAUGAGCAAUCCUCAGUUUACUGAAGACAGCCGAUUUGCAUUUCUGCCUGCUUUUUCUUCUUGGCUUUCUUUGCCAUCCUCCACUUUCAGGCACUGUACGCUUGCAAAAAAGGAUCUUUUAAGUUUAAGUCGGAGACCUGCUCUCUCUUCUCCUCUGGCUGUCAGAAGUGCAGUUUCUGCAUACAGAGGUCUGUGGGUGGCUUUAAUUAGGACAGCAGAAACACGUGUCACCCAAGUGGGCCGUCGUCCCUUUACCGUCAGCUGCUGGCUGGGAUGCAGCCAGUGAAGCAACAGCAUUGGCUUGCCCAGGAACGUGAGGCAGAGCCCCCAUCUUACAAAGUCCAGAUGAGUCCUGCCUGGCUCAGUGGUUUGCCAGCAAAGGCUCUUAAUCUCCAAAAUCUCCCUCCUGCUUUGCAUUCUCUACUUUUCCUCCUUAUUACCUGAAUGAGACCAUUUUCCUGGAGGGUGUCCUUCCUGCUAGGAAGGGACCAGCUGAUGAGGACACUUAUUUGACAGUUUUCAGAGUUUCAGAAACCCUGAGAAACACUAAGCAGUUGCUUGCAUUCUGCUAAAUACCUUUUCUUGGGAUUAAAACUCUUCUCUCAACCCAAGCAAAGGCAGUCUUCAAUAUGAAAGGGAGCAAAAAAAAAAAAAAGUGGGAAGCAUGUGAUCGUCUAUGACACUGCCAGCCAUUUGUAUAUCUUCUUCUUGUCUCUUUGCAUUGUAAAACUGUAUUGAGCCAUUCUUCUUGUCAGGAGUGCAGUGUUUGAGGAACACCCACUCUUCAGCCCAGGAACACUACAGAGGAAAUGAAGCACCCCAGUGGUGCAGCAUGCCUGGUGGCACCGAUACUAUCAGCUCCAGGGCUUGUUUCUCUAUUUAGUGAUUCUUCCAAGCUUUCUUGUGCCAUAGUUUGAUACCAACACCUGUAAGUUUUCAUCUUGCUGCUAUGCUAAUGAUGGGAGCUGGCCAGGAAGAAGCAGAUCAAUGCAAACAGCAAGCGCAAAGCUUAGUGGCAGGUGCCUUGUUCUCGCUGCUUGGGUUCUGUACACGUGGACUCUUUUACUCAACAGCAGCAUAAUCAUGUUCCUCCCAGGUACUUCUCCUGCCUUUUAUCCAUGCUUGCUCCUUUUGUGGCCUUGGGUAAGUCACAGUUUUUUUUUGCAGCCAGAUCCUCAUCUGAUGUAAGUAGGCAUGAGCGUAGGAGGGCCAGUGCUCUACCAGGUUAUAACAGCCAGGACCAGGACCUGUGUGUCUGUUCUCAUCCCAUUUUGAAAAUUGUGGUAUUAGCACUUACCUACCUCACAAAGAUGCUGUAAGGAUUAAUGCUUAUACAGCACUCAGAAGAUGUAAAGUGCUAUAUGUCUCAAAUAUUAAUGUACUGUAGUGAUAAGAAUACUUCUAGGCAUCUGCAGAAGCAUGGAAUGCGUUACUGCAUUUUUGAUUUGCAUUAGACUGAAAGCAAAGGAAACAUAUUUAUUCAUGUGGUCUAACAGGAUAGGCUGAGCUACACUUGAACCUCUGUGGAGGUUUUAGCUUAAAAGCCUGAACUCUAAUCUCUGUUUGGCAAACAGUUUUUAGUUUAUCUAAAAGCCUCAACCAAAUUCUUAGAUGUGAACUGUGCAUCUGAAUCUUGCAGUCUAGUCUCAUCCUUAUCUGCUAGCUAGAAUGAAUCUAAUCCAGCCAAAACACAGUGCUCUUACAGUCUGCGAUGGCUGUUGAAAAGACUGGAACAGAAAAUGAAGUCAUUCUAUUCAACAUUCAUCCUGCAGAAGGUCAGCUAGGUUUCAGGAGACAGCUUAAAAAGGGAUGUUUAAUUCUGUGAUUCUAAGUUUACUGGCUUUAAUAUCAGCGGAGAAGGAAGGCCUUGAUAGAAUCAAUAAGGUCGACACAUCCUUCUUGAAUUAUUUCCUUUUAACCUGAAACAAAGUAGUAGCAGGUUCUAUACUGAAGGAAGUACUUGCACCAUCAAUCCAAUCAGAACAAAAAUAUAUCUAGAAAUAGAGCUCUAAACCAUCACCAUGUACUCAAUGACUAUAAAAAUGCCACAGUUCACUGGAUUCAGAUCUAGACUGCAGCUAGAAAUGACUUGGUUCUGGUAGCACUAGCUGCUGUAUAAUGCAAAUGGAAGUGAGAAGUUACCAAGAAAUGUGAACUGUGUACAUGUGAAAUGGACCAUAAUUUUGAAGCAGCUGCAGUAAAAUCUUAUCUUAAUAUGAACUCAGAAGCAAACACAAUGCAAAUUUUCAUUGUUUCUUUACAAUGUAUGAUGGAUUUUAGUUUUCUUAGUUUGGAGGAAAUUUUCUUAAUGUUAUUUUAUUUUUGCUCUUAUUGUAAAAAAUAAAAAUAUAUGACUCUAGAUAGAUCACAAAUUAAAAAAGGUGGCCAGUUGGCAGGAAUGCCAAAAUUUCUGUGGCUCGUACUGUUUUUUUGUGGUGACACUAUGCUGCUGUAGGAUGAGCUACUGGAGUGGUAUGAAGCUCAAAAGGAAGGCUGAAGCACAAGGCCUGCCCACAGUCAGUCUCAUGCCAGAGGGAUGCAGGGACCAAGCUGCCAAGAUUGCAGUGGGAGCAACGACUGGUCCCAUUUGGGGACAGACAACAUCAGGAAACAGAAGAACUCUUUUCCCAACAGCCAAAAAUCAGGAAAUCAAAUCCAGCCCAUUGCAUGAGAGCAACAAGUCUGUACGAACACAUGGACUUAGACAUCACUCUUGUAGGCUUCUGCUAGAUCAAACCUCGUACCCCAUUCAGCAGGGACAUCUUGCUCCAGGCCUAGUGCGUGGGCAGGGCCAGGCCAGCGGGAACUAUUGAAAAAGAAUAAAUUUGAAAGCAAAGAAACCAACCCAAUCAACCAACAACAACACAACAAACCAACCAAAAACCAAAACAAGAGCACAGAUGCCACUGGGUAAGCAGUAGUUCUGCCUUACUGAGAUCACAGGAGUCUGUCCUGAAUACUAAGUCCAUGUCUUGUACCAUGUAAGCCUCUCACUCCGGCCCCUCUCCCACGCGUUCCAGACAGAGUGUGCCGAAAGAUGUGACUGAAGCAGCUGCUCUCCCCAAGGAGUCAGUAUUUUGCCAUGUGUGAAAGUCUCCAGCACUUACUUCCUUUACCAUGAUUGUAAAGGUCACCACAGGCAGUACGGCUACUUGAUCUGGGAUCUUUUCUUAACAUAUUUUUAUGCUGAUUUUACUGUUUUAAUUCUGUUUGGAAUGUAUUUUUUUUUCUCAUUUCUUCUGUGUGUAACAACAAUUAAAAAUAUUAAUUUACUGGGUA